Molecule: messenger RNA, 1889 nt
Organism: Drosophila gunungcola (fruit fly)
Lineage: Eukaryota; Metazoa; Arthropoda; Insecta; Diptera; Drosophilidae
Exons: 2
Coding region: 46-1785 (579 amino acids)
Source: RefSeq, a predicted model, not a curated record
UUUUAAAGUAAACACACAAAAUUUUGUAUUAUAAUUUUCUAAAAAAUGGGCAAAAAAUUUAAUUAUUAUAGUAAAAACUCAAAGCAACCGCUAGAAGAGCAGAUGCAGAGCAAUUGCCAUUUCAAUACAGAGUUGGAUUCAAAUCGAAUUCAUAUGCGCUACAUAAAAACCCUGAUCCGAGUGCAAAACUCCAUACACAGGAGAUUCCAUCGGAGAAGCUCUGGAAAUUUGCUGGCCAGGCCACUUCGUAGUGCAGCUGGUAGCUCCUAUACGGAUUGUAAGGAAUCGGAUGAAGCAGAGGGGGAACUAAAAAAGUGUCAUGACCAGAAAAAAGAGCUCCCCUACGAUGCCUCUAAGCCAUUUGGGAAACCAGAGUGCCCCUCGAAUGAUAAACCAGUGAAAUCUUCCUGCCUGUGCAAUAAACCAACAGAAAAAAGUGCGGACAAGAGCUGCCAUUUGAGGCCGGAACCCGUUAAAACCGCAAGCCGUGAUGAAAAUAAGAGCCAGCGGCGCAGCUGCGUUUGCUUCCAAAAGCCCGUGGCCACAGAAAUUCCGAACAGUGAUCCGCUGAGAAAAACCCGAGAAACUUGGCCCCAGACACAUCAAAGGGUAACAGAAAAGCCUAAAACUCACAGAACUUGCCGCUGUUGCUCGAGACCCAUUAUCGUGGUUCCCUCUGGGGAAGGAACGAAGAAAUUCCAUGAGGCAACUCAACAAGCUGCCCCCCAAAAAUCAUCACGUAAUUCGAGACUCGCUACCCAGGAUCACACCAAAUCACAAAAUUCGACACACGUUAACCAGGCCAACUCCAAAACCCGGUUGCCAGAUCACAAAAUAGCGCAAAAUUCUGCAGAAAAUAAUCAGGUUUGCUUUCAUUCGUCAGAGGAUACCCAUUGUUCGAGGAAACCACCGCCGUGUACAAACUGUCCUGCUAUUUCCGAUAUAACCAAGCAGUUGAGUGAAAUGAACCGAAGACUGGAGGGUCUUCAGAGCAAUGAGUUGAGUGACAUUCGUCACCAGGUGGAUAGCCUCAAUGCCAAUGUCCAGUCGCUGACCGAAAAGUGUGAGGAGAAGAAAAAGCUGGAGAAGAAGACCUCGAGCAUCUGCCAGUUUUGUCGGGGGCAGAAGUUGCCCCUGCUCAACAGCUUCCACGGCCAGCUGAUGGAGUUGAUUGGCGAUCGCAGUCUUACGGAUCUGGUGAUGUCCAUAUUCCUGCGAGCAGACAACGUCUACCACGUGAACUUGAGGGAACUGAGCUCGGGCCGUGCCCUGGGCUGCUUCCUCGUCACCGAUGCCGGCAUCGAGGAGGCCAUCCAGUUGGACCUCUUCAAGGACAUACUCACCUUCAGUGUGAUCGAUGUGCGGAAUACCAUCAAGCCAAAGAACUGCGCCCUGGGCAUAUCCUUUGAGUUCCAUCAUGCAGAUCGCCAGAGCGGUGGUUGCGACUCCAAGGCUCGUGGCAGUUGCAUGGUGGGUAGGCCCUAUGUGGCCAGGGUUCUCUGUCUUCCUUUGAGGAAGUUAAAGUACGUGUAUUCUGUGCCGCAAGCACCUAGAAAAGAAACGGAGAAUAGAUCCAGCAAACUCGCCAGUUCCCCAAAAGUACAAAUUCAAUCAAGACCUGGCUUAUAUCAAAACAAAUCCAAGUCCAGUAUCAGACAGACUUUAAAUGAAAUCGCCCUCAUCAAUGAUCAAUUCAUUUUAUCCGAUGACGAAGACAAAUAUCCAUUGAGUCAACUGGAAACGACCUCGCUGUCAGACCUAGAUUGCCGUAUUCAUCAUAACUAAAAGAAAGAUCAGCCAAACGUUUUUACUUUUAAUAAACAACGAAUAUUACCCUCUAAAUAGCACAAAAGAAAAUAACUUGAUAUUUUUCAAGAUAUUGCUUAUGA